This is a messenger RNA of Trematosphaeria pertusa, 567 nucleotides long. RefSeq lists its product as uncharacterized. Lineage: Eukaryota; Fungi; Ascomycota; Dothideomycetes; Pleosporales; Trematosphaeriaceae. Bases 204 to 488 code for a protein of 94 amino acids. The record is from RefSeq and is a predicted model, not a curated record. The transcript has a single exon.
CCUCAGCCUUGAGGACAGCAAGACAGCUCACAGCUUGUGUUCUCAGCCUUCUUUGUGGACGGCUUCUCGUUGGCGGUGUUUCUGGGGCUGCUCACCGGAAAGGGCAACCGCGACUGACGGACCAUGUCGAUGCCCGUUACCCUGCCGCGCCUGUUCCACCUUCACCACGACUUCUCUACGCCCCUACGCGCCACACAGGCUCCAUGGCCCGGCGUAGAGCUCCAAUACCUCUCUUUUCUUUUCUUCCUGUCUCUCCUCAGCCUGUCUCAGGCGCCAAUCUUUUCGCAACGUUUCUUCUUCCUCGCGCGCGCGCGCUCUGCAGUCGCAGUUGCCUUCUUUCCCCAAGGCUGCUAAAUCUGGCAACGCAUAUCGAGCCUCAUUUUCUCGCCUCUUCAUCGCCUGUACCGAAGUCCUUCGGCUCUUCUUUCACCUUCACUGCUCGCGCCGCGGGCGUUAUUCACCUUCAUCCCAGGUCUAUAUUCCAAUAAGCGACGCCCGCUCCACACCCGACCGACGGCCCCUCUUCCUCCUCAAUCGCUCCUGCCCUCGAACCUGGCCGAAGCCCAA